Molecule: messenger RNA, 1857 nt
Organism: Scedosporium apiospermum
Lineage: Eukaryota; Fungi; Ascomycota; Sordariomycetes; Microascales; Microascaceae
Product: Amidase
Exons: 4
Coding region: 1-1857 (618 amino acids)
Molecular function (GO): catalytic activity
Source: RefSeq, a predicted model, not a curated record
AUGAGUACGACGGCGAAGUUCGUCAACUACCCGGAGCCCCAGCGGGGCCCCGAUGUUCCCUACAAGCCCGAGAAGAAAUCCAACCCACCUAUGAGGGGGACCUCGCUCAUGGUCGGCGCAUAUUUUAUGGAGUCAUCUGAGUGGCUGAGGGGCUACAUCUGGAGGAAUGCAGGCUUUGGAAACCUAAGAAGCAUCCGUUCUCAUAUCGAGGAUUACGAGCCUCGCUACGAUCCGACGGUCGUGCCUAUAAUCCCCCCCGAGUCUUCCGAGAAAAAGUCCGAGACCAAUGGCGUGAAAAAAGAGUGCUCUUUCUCGUCAAAACGAGGCGCUCGACUCUCUGGGUAUUACUCCAUUGCCGACUACCACAGGCUCUACCUGUCUGGGGAGAUUUCUCCUGUUGCUGUCGCUAGAGCUAUUCUGCCCUUAAUUCGCAGGGAUGUUGAAAAGCCUACUCAAUACUCCGUCGCCUGGUUCGAUACCAAGGUGGAGCAGGUUAUGAAAGCCGCGAGGGCCUCAGCGAAGAGAUAUAAAGAAGGGAAACCUCUUGGUCCCAUGGACGGCGUCCCGACAGCCGUGAAGGAUGAAUACGAGAUAGAUGGUUACAGGACGUGCCUAGGAUCCCGCAAUGACUACACCGCUCCGGUUACAGAUGGCGCCAGCAUAACAAGCUGGUGUGUCCAGAAACUGGAAGAAGCUGGUGCUAUUGUUCUUGGAAAGCUUUCCAUGCACGAGUUUGGUCUCGACACGACUGGAAACAACCCCAUUUACGGGACUCCGAGGAAUCCUUACAACGACGAGUACUACACUGGUGGGAGCUCGUCCGGAAGCGGGUACGCCGUCAGCAGUGGACUAGUCGCGUUCGCUCUCGGAAGUGAUGGUGGAGGCAGCAUCAGGAUUCCCGCGUCCUUCUGCUCCGUGUUUGGACUAAAACCAAGUCACGGUCGAGUCUCCUUUCGCCCAGGCCCAAACCACAGCAUCACCUGCGCAGUGAAUGGACCCAUUGCCGCCGAUAUCGCCUCACUGGCUGCGCUAUUCGAGGUGAUCAGCGUGCCGCACCCCACUUCCGGUUUCCCUCACCCUACAGCCUUCGGCGUCCCGGAUAAUGCGCAGCGGAACAGAGUCUUGGGCAUUCCCGAAGAUUGGUUUGCGGAUGCCGACCCGGGCGUCCAGAGCCUUUGUCGAACGAUGGUAGAUAGGCUUGUCAAGGAACACGGUUACCGAGAAGUCCCAAUCAAAAUCCCAUUCUUGACAGAAGGCCAGAUUGCCCAUGCACUGACUAUCCUUACGGACGGCGCAACGCUCCUACCAGAGACCAAGAACCUCACAUAUGCAAACAGAAUCUUGCUCGCUAUUGGGCGCACGACUCCAGCUACUGAUUAUCUCCUCGCUCAAAAACUACGAGGCCUGCUAAUGAAACAUCUCGCAUACCUCUGGAAGACGUAUCCGGGAAUGAUUAUUGUUACGCCUACAACGGCCUGCGCCGGAUGGAAAAUAAAGACCCAAUCAGAAUUGAAGGAAGGCUUCAGCGAUGGGGACAAGACCCUUAGGUCAAUGACGUAUGUAUGGAUGGCCAACUUCUGCGGCCUCCCGGCCCUGACCGUGCCCGCGGGUUACGUCGUUCCAGAAGGUCAUCCCGACGCAGGAUCAGUAGCGGACGAAAAGGUGGAAGGAAAGGUCCCGGUCGGGCUAAUGGGCACAGGCGAGUGGACUCAGGAGCACAACUUGCUACAAUUUGGGGUCGACGCGGAAGCGGUUGGUGCCGAUGUUCGGGUGCGCCCGCCGAUUUGGGUUGAUGUGGUUGCGAAGGCUCGGGAAGAAAUGAAGAAUGGCGAUGCGGGAGACCUCUGGGGUGCAUAG